Athalia rosae (coleseed sawfly) is the source of this 2067-nucleotide messenger RNA. RefSeq lists its product as uncharacterized. The coding region runs from base 670 to 1437 and encodes 255 amino acids. Lineage: Eukaryota; Metazoa; Arthropoda; Insecta; Hymenoptera; Athaliidae. The transcript is spliced from 3 exons. The record is from RefSeq and is a predicted model, not a curated record.
ACGCUGACUGUUCAACAAGCAGGAAAAAAAAAGCAAAAAAUACGAACAUUUCAUUUCUGUUCGGUGCUUUGGCUUGAAUUUAAAUUAGAUGGAAUUAUUUGUCGGUGAGAAUAUUUAUUCAGGUCAACGUUUAAUUGAAGAAAAUCUCUACAACGAGUGUUAAAAAAUCUAUAAUACUUUAUUUAUUAAAUUAUCGUUGGUAUGGCUACUGCAUACCCUUGAUAGUUGGAUAUAAUUUCGGAAAUGAUACAGCUGAUGUGCGUACUUGAAUUUAUAAUUCGAAUUGCUGAUAAAAUAAUCGAUUCUCAUGUCAUGUCUCAUGUCACUUAUAUGCUGGUAGGAAUCCAGUUAACAAUAUAUGGGUGAGGUAGAAGAUUGAGAUUAUUUGAUGGAAAUAAUUUGAGGAACUCGACUGGCGAAAAGACUCUCGAAGCCCCUUCGGGAAUCAAGGAUGGCGGAAUCGGAGUAGGCGGUGACAAAGUUAAUGAAACAACAUUAUUACAUUUUCCCCCUCUACUUUUUUCUUGGGAAAAUAAUAAACGCGACACGCGCGCGAAUGUGCCUUGCUUUCAAUAUUGUCAAAUAUAAAUAUAAAUCUUCCUCAUCGAAACGUAAUCCCGCAUAAAUUUAACUUUUUUUAUUUUGUUUCUUAGUCGGGUUUAUUUUGUUAUGGAGAAACCUCCACAUUUCCAAAUUACGAAACCUAAUGACACAUCGAAGUAUAAUUUACGGUGUAAUCGUAACAUCAGCGAAAAAAUGACAAAGAAAGAUUUCAUCUACGAUAUUCCUGCGCCCUUUCAAGCUAUCAGAAAGGAGAGAUACGGUCAUCAGCUGCAGCAUCAAUCCAGUUUGAAAAAAUCUCGCGACGAUAUAGAGUGUUUGGUUGCUUCGAGCAAGAAUCCUGUUCGACUUUUGACGAUAAUUCCGCCUCAGAAAUUGCACACUUAUACUCCAAAUCCAAGAUCUAGUACUUCAACUGCGGAAAGAAUUGCUGCAGAAAAACGUGAUCGAGAAUUAGCUGAGGACACUGGAAAAGAAAUACGCAGACAAAUUGUCCUGCCGCUUCAAAUACGCAGGAAAAUUGGAGCGGACUCGAAGCUACCCAGAUACGUGGUAAUCCAGACGAAUCAGGGGAACCGCGAUGAUUUCGCGAAAGCUAGACACGAACUACUUCUGCUCGGUGAUCAGAUCCCGGAGCGGAGGAUUUUGGGGCAUCAGUGUAAUUAUUGCCAGGAAAGAAUCGCGACUUUCAUGUCAUUGUCGACCCACGUGAAAGGUCACCGUCACCAACGUCAUUGCAAGAUCUGUUACUGGAUUCUAAAACCUGAGGAAUCGAUGACCGCACAUAUUCAAAAGUCACAUCCCUCCGAUAUAAUUAAUCGAGCGCCAUUCAUCCCCGAAGUCUGUGAUAUUUGUAUACCUAUAAGUAAUAAUUAAUCGUCCAAUUGAUUCCGCCCUCUUCUUGCAACAGUAUUAAAUUUAUCAAUAACAAUUUAUCAAUAAUUGAUAUAUCAUAUUCGAUACAAAUUUGUUCGACGUUAUAAUUAUAAUAUGUAAUUAUUGAAUAAAUGGAAAAUAAAAUUACCAAAUUUCUCCGGAUUGAUUAUUUAUUUUUUUUUUUCGCUCAUUUCAAAUUAGAUUUCGCAACCAGUUUCUACACCGGUUUUUCGAGCGUUAAAUUUCGUCGUUCGGAAAAUGAAGUGAGAUGAAACUCACAAUCAGUCCUGUAGAGAAUUUAAUUGUACGUCCUUUAUAUGAACCCCGAAACCUAAAGCUCCGCAAUAAUUGAUUGAAAACCUAUCCGAUCCGUUAAAUUAUCAAUUUGAUUUUCAUUGAUUUUUAUAGUUUCCCCUCGAGUUUCCCCUUGUUUUCACAAGCGUCUUGCAGAGUUCGGAGUCGUUCGAUCAUGAGAAUCCUGAGAGAUUUUCUUGUCAUCCGUCUCCAUUUUACCUGAACUCGGAUAUAUUAGAAUCGUUCGCAGGUACGUGACCGUAGAAUUGUAUCACGUUACGAGGCUCAACUGCCUUUUUUGUUGUCACCUUUUUUGUCCCCGUAGUUAGUAAAAGG